Molecule: messenger RNA, 825 nt
Organism: Stegodyphus dumicola
Lineage: Eukaryota; Metazoa; Arthropoda; Arachnida; Araneae; Eresidae
Source: RefSeq, a predicted model, not a curated record
AUGACCGGAGGAUUUAAAUUGCUUACUUCAGGCCUUUGCUGCUAUAGAAACAAAACUUGGUUGGACUCUUUUUGGGGAAAAAUGAUCCCAUCAGAGAAGAAAAAGAAAAGUAAACUGGAACUUCAAGAAGAAGCAAGAGAUCAUUUCUUGUCUACUGUAAAGGUGAACGAAGAGGGACGUUUUCAAGUCAGCUUGCCAUGGCUUGAUAACCAUCUACCGUUAAAAGAUAACUAUGACUUAGCUGUAAAGAGAUUAGCUUCUACAGUAAAACGACUAAAAGCUGAGAAACUUUAUGAUGCUUAUGGAGAAGUUUUUAGUGAAUGGGAACGAGAAGGCGUCAUAGAAGAAGUACCAAAAAGCGAAAUUGAUGUAACAUGCCAUUAUCUACCACAUCGACACGUAGUAAAAGAAAACAGUACUACACGAAUCAGGCCAGUGUUUGAUGCCUCGGCCAAACAGAAAGGAUCACCUAGUCUCAAUGAUUGUCUAGAAAAAGGUCAGAACCUUAUCGAACUGAUUCCUUCAAUUCUUCAUAGAUUCCGAAUGAACAGAAUAGGAGUUUCUGCAGAUAUACGAAAAGCAUUCUUACAAAUAAGUCUCAACCCUAAGGAUAAAGACUAUCUAAGAUUCUUAUGGUAUAGAACUGAUGGAAAACUGAAGUAUUACAGGCAUUGUAGGGUAGUAUUUGCAGUUACAAGUAGCCCUUUCUUGCUAUUUUCUGUAAUUCACCAUCUUCUAGAAUCCACUUUGAAACAACUAAAUGGAAACCCAAAGUAUAAAGUGGAUAUUAUUGAGCAAUUGAAAGAAGAGCUUUUAUGUAGAUAA